Dibothriocephalus latus is the source of this 1386-nucleotide messenger RNA. The record is from the annotation of a GenBank genome assembly. NCBI's taxonomy places the organism in Eukaryota, Metazoa, Platyhelminthes, Cestoda, Diphyllobothriidea, Diphyllobothriidae.
AUGCAGAAAUUCACGUUGUUAGAAGCUGAGCAUGUUGGAUCUAGCAACAAGAAAAAUGAAAGUGCAAAGGAAACAGAAGGCAGUGUUGGGAAAAAAGUAUUAGAUCUCACAUUAACCGCAAAGGAUCCAAGAUCUGUUCAUGCAACCUGGAGGCCGCCAAGCGAACCACUGGGCAUCAUUGAGGUCUUCGAAAUUUCUGCUCUCAAUAACAAAACAGGCAGUGAGGUGGAAUACGUUUCUAAGGAGUCUGCGAUCACUCUGACUGGCUUAGACCCUUCGACAACCUACACCAUUUCCGUAUCGGUGAGGAACAAAAAAGGCGAAUAUGAUAAUUUGCCGUUGGAAACGACAGGCGGUGGCGGUGGUCUCGGAGAGAGGGUGUCAGGCGAAGUGGAAACUUUGUCCUCAGAUGCUGAAAUACCCAAUGACGUAAGGGCCGUUGCCCUCAGUUCACAAAACAUUCAGGUGACAUGGAAGCGUCCCAAUUACACUUUGUCAGAUGAAGAGGGCUACAAACUGGAGAUAGUGGGCCAAGACUUCAGCGAUGCCGUCAUAGUUGGAACAGAUGUGUUUUCACACACAUUUUCCGGCCUGCAACCACUCACGGAGUACACCAUUUACGUGCAGGUUCAAGACAGAAUUCCAGGGGUUGGCCUAUACACGAGCAUAAGAGGACCCUAUCCAUUUUGCGGUGGAACACUGAUUGCCCCUGACUGGGUUAUUACCGCGGCCCAUUGUGUUGAAAUGGCCAUGAACUGCAUUGCCCCACCCGUUGGCGAACUGUUUACGUACGAAACCUAUGCAAACGCCACACUGUUUGCCCGAAUUGGUGACCAUGAUUUGAAAAAAACGGAUAAAUCUGAAAGGGAUCGUGUGAUCCACAGCAUAAUAAUGCAUCCAAAUUUCAGGAUAGAGUCGGGCUCCAGUGAACAUGAUAUCGCCCUCCUGCGAUUGCAGAAAGCCGUCGUGGCCGAUGGUGCGAUUGAUUUUAUUUGCCUUCCAAGGCAAGACUCACUUGUUCCCCUUUCCAAAGAAUGCACAUUUGCAAGCUGGGGUGCACCUCCGCGUCUAUCCACUCUGUCAUACACAAAUUCGCAGGUACUCAUGGAAGGCAGACUGAGCCUUGAAACGCAAGAUUUCUGCGAUUCGGAAGCAAAUGAGCCUCAGUCUGAAGGACAAGCCUGUUUCGGAACAGGCGCUUUUAAUCCUUGUUGGGGUGACAAUGGCGCCGGCGUCAACUGCGUUAAUGCCCAAGGACAAUGGAUACUCUAUGGAAUAAUAAACAGUGGAAGUUUCCUUUGCACAGGCCAGAAUGCCACGAGCACAAAGAUACUGCCUCAUCUUGACUGGAUCAAGAAAUCCAUUGAGACCAAGGAAUUUGCCUGA